Heterostelium album PN500 is the source of this 1407-nucleotide messenger RNA. RefSeq lists its product as uncharacterized. NCBI's taxonomy places the organism in Eukaryota, Evosea, Eumycetozoa, Acytosteliales, Acytosteliaceae. Gene Ontology annotation, cellular component: nucleus. The record is from RefSeq and is a predicted model, not a curated record. Bases 1 to 1407 code for a protein of 468 amino acids. Gene Ontology annotation, molecular function: mRNA 5'-cap (guanine-N7-)-methyltransferase activity. Gene Ontology annotation, biological process: 7-methylguanosine mRNA capping. The transcript is spliced from 2 exons.
AUGAGUAAUAAUAAUCAACAACAACAACAACAAGAGGAAUUGUAUAAUGAAAUAUAUGGUAAUUUUAAAAAUGAAAAAUUAAAUAAUAAUAGUAAUAAUAAUAGACAAAAUUAUAAUGAUCAAUUUUAUAAAGAUAGAAAUAAUCAAAAUCAUGAAGGUAAUAAUAAUUCUAUAGAUAAUAGUAGUAAUAAUAAUAAUAAUGGAAAUGGAUAUAAGCCAUAUAGACAACAUGAACAAAGACAUCAACAAAGAAGAGAAAAUCAAAGACAUAAUCCAUAUAAUGGUGGAGGAGGAGGAGGAAGAGGUGGAGGUCAUCACCACCAACAUCAUAAUCAACAACAUGGUAUAGUUGGACAAAUCGGUGGACAAUAUAAUGAUAGAUUCAAUAACCAGCAAUACGGUCAAGUAAACAAGUCGAUCUAUGAACAUUACAACAAUCGUUCCAAUACCAGUAGGAACGAUCGUCAAGCCAGUAAGAUCAUCAAGAUGCGAUCGAUCAACAACUGGAUCAAGUCGAUUCUCAUUCAGAAACAUAGUCGUAUUGGUGAUCGUGUCUUGGAUAUCUGUGGUGGCAAACUGGGUGACCUCCAAAAAUGGAUGAAACAAUCGAUUGGUCGGCUCUUCGUAGCUGACAUCGCGCUCGAUUCACUGCGACAUGGAAUGGGUCGUCUAAACGACGAGAUAGCAAAGCAACAACAGCCGAUUACAUUCGAUUCCACCUUUGUUUGUUGUGAUUGUUUCUCGCCAAAGCUACUGGAAUCACUGCCACCUGCCACUUCAAAAGUCGAUCUUGUCAGUUGCCAGUUUGCACUGCACUACUCAUUCCGUUCCGAAGAGUCGGCACGUCAACUUCUCCACAAUGUCACAUCGCUACUAGAAGAAGGUGGAUACUUUAUAGGUACUAUUCCAGAUGCAUGUUACAUAGUUAAGAAUUGUAGAGAUAGUAAAUCAAAUAGAAUCGGUAAUGAAUUAUAUAGUAUAAAGUUCAAGUCGUUGAAAGCAGACAAUGAGAAUGAGAUUGAUGUCAAAAAGUUUGGAUGUGCUUAUGAUUUCUUCUUGGAGGAUGCAAUCGAUGGUUUAGAAGAGUAUUUGGUACAUAUGGAUAUCUUGGUGGAGUUGGCAUCGCAAUAUCAUUUGGAAUUGGUUUCAGACGAAGACUUUCAUAGUUUCAUUAGGAGAGAAAUCUAUGCGAAACCCGAAAACACAGAGCUCUUUCAGCGUAUGAAUCGAUCACAAUCAAUUUCACAAGAGGAAUGGGAUGCACUUUCCAUUUAUCGACUUUUCGCAUUUAAGAAACGUACAACAACAACAACAACAACAUCUGAUGAAAACACAAAAAAUAGACCAACACCACAACCAAAGAAAUUGCAACCUUACAAAGAAUCUGAUAUCAUAAUAAAUCUAUAA